UUUGUGAAAAAGAGUGUUCUACUGAGGAAGCUCAGGUCUCAUUCACGUGUGUUUUACUUAUUUACUCGUGUGUGUGGUAAGGUGUUGUGUGGACCUUCACCUCCUGGCCGUUGUGGCCGCUCUUCUUCCCCAACCACCCCCUCCAACUCCGCUCAAGCUGUAGGUGUUGCCAAGGCUUCCUUCACCACGAUGUCCUCGCAGAGCAAUACGACCCUUCGCCAGGUGGGAGAGGAAGAGCUGGACAUUCUGAAAGAGAGACUGGCCUGCCACCUGCCUCACUCCCUCAUUGUGUAUGGCAGCGUGAGUUUGGCGUCGCACUACGGCAUUCACUACCUUCAUCCUACCUCCAUCCUGGUGCCUGCCGACCCCCGUCCUUCCUGCCUCACCAUCACUGCCUUGAUCUCCAAGGGCGUACAGUUCAUUGGGGUGUUCUGGAGUCCUGCAGAGCACACUGCCACAGAUGUAGCCCGCUUCCUCUUUCACAUCCCUGAUUUGGACUGCAGUCAGCCAGUGCUUUUGAUGGGCUGCGCCAGCAUCCUGCAGCUAUCAUCAUUGGGCAUCGUUGGUGGGCAGCGAUUGCCCGUUCAGGUAAAGUUCCAAGGACAUAUAUGCAGCCUCGAGACACCAGCAAUACAGGACAUUAAGCUGCCUCCACAAUAUUACAUGAGCAGCCUGAAGGAAGAAGAUGCAUCAGUGGUCUGUUCACACUUGAAGGUCAACUACUUUGACACAGAGGAUGGUAUAAGACAUGACAUUGCCCACUUCCCAUCCGUUAGUAUUCAUAAACGCAGCCCUACAGACAGUGUUGAGUCACUGCAGAAGGAGGCAGGAGAGAAUUUAGUGUCGUGGAUUCGCACAACCAAAAACGGUUGGAUGGGCAACACUUUCACGCAACUGCAGCAUCGUCGAAAGGGCCUGGCAAGCAAAGCCACCCUGGCCUUGGCACACCAGCUGCUGCAGAAAGGUCUCCUGGCUUAUGUUGUAAUUGAAAACAAUAACACUGCUUCCAUGAAAUUCCACGAUGCCCUGGGCUUCAAGUGGCAGUGUGACUUUUGCACACUUGAGCUACUUCCUGUUGACAAGAACAUCUAGACCAAUGGUUCAUAAAAUGAUCCUUAGUCACACUUCUUUUUUUGUUUCUAACAGACUCCUAAGUCCCCCUUUACCCCACCCUCACUUCAUGUGUUUAUGUAAAGUUAUAUAUUUUCAUAAUCUAUAUCAUGAAUGUUUAGUAAAACAAAGAUCUUGCUUGGAUUAAGUCUACCACUAAUAGGAUACCCAGCCCUACAUUUUUAAUAACGUCUUCAAUAUAUAAAUACUUCACUUUGUUAUUGAUUUUUAAAACAAUUAGUCCUAAUUCAGUGUUCAAAUUUAGAGAGCAUUCCUGUAAUGCUAGGAGUAAUAAUGUAAAUUUAUCCUUACCUGUAUUCAGGACUAAACUAUUAAAAAAUAGUGUUAUAAAUUUUGGUCCAGAAUUUUUCAAUAGUCUCCCUCAGGAUAUAAAAAUCCUGCUUAGAGGAAGUAAUUUAAUUAAAUUUAAAAAAGAAAAUAUAAAGUUAUCUGUUACAUGUACAAACCUAGAUACACCAUAAUUAUUUCAUGAAUUUGGUAGGAUAACGUUUUCAUUGUAACUGUCAUGAUGGUUGAGCUCCUGUUUUAUUCUGACUUACAUUGAAUGUUUUGUCAAGUUUACCCAUUUACUUUGAUUGAGAUAUUGUACUCGUUACUAUUAUACUACAUUACAUUGCAUAAGCAAGGUUUUUUUAAUGCUUGUUCACCUUGCCACAAUUUGUUAUUUAAUCUAUCUUAAAAACUGUCUGUCUUAGGAGACACACACACACACACACACACACACAC
Scylla paramamosain (green mud crab) is the source of this 1857-nucleotide messenger RNA. RefSeq lists its product as uncharacterized. The coding region runs from base 190 to 1092 and encodes 300 amino acids. The record is from RefSeq and is a predicted model, not a curated record. The transcript has 6 exons. Gene Ontology annotation, cellular component: mitochondrion. NCBI's taxonomy places the organism in Eukaryota, Metazoa, Arthropoda, Malacostraca, Decapoda, Portunidae. Gene Ontology annotation, molecular function: glycine N-acyltransferase activity.